Parascedosporium putredinis is the source of this 879-nucleotide messenger RNA. The record is from the annotation of a GenBank genome assembly. Lineage: Eukaryota; Fungi; Ascomycota; Sordariomycetes; Microascales; Microascaceae.
AUGUCUCAAACCCCGGUCCAUGUGGUCAAGGAAUACCACGGACUACCUCCUCCAAACGGUUAUCGCACUCCCACUCCCGCUGAGCUUGUCGGGCUCUGCACGAAGAAGCAUCCGAGGGGCUUUAGCAUAGGCCUUGCUCAUCCGCCCGAAGCACCGGUAUUCUGGAUCAAGUACGGGUUUUCAGUCUUGUGGAAUGAAGUACCGGCCCAAGUCAUGGCCUACGAAGAGUUGCGCUCCCUUCAGUCGCCCAUCAGGGCUCCCGGAAUAUUCUACGCUUGCGCGAUAAAAGAAACGCCUGGCUCCGAACUAUGCACGUUAUUUAUUGUCAUGGAAUUCAUUCCGGGUAGAACAGCCGAAGAAUGGUUGAAAUCGAUACAGGAUCCCGUCGGCCAGAACCGCAUAUAUUCUUUUAUUGCUCUUGCCCUUUCCGAGCUUCACCGCAUCCCUGUUCCCCCAGACUCUCGCCCAGCCUCUAUUGAUAAAGGGAGGAUUCGACAUGCCCUCUUCGAUAUGUACCAGGCCCCACGCCACUACGAGAACGUUGGACAGCUCGAAGACCACCUUAACUGUCCUAUGGUCUUUUGCUAUUCCGAUUUGUGGCUUCAAAACUUUAUGAUAGAUGACGACGACAACGUCGCCGUGGUUGAUUUUGCCGUUGUCAGCAUCCUCCCAUCGAGUUUCUCGAAACUUGUCCUCUUCGGUGAGGACAGCAAGAUUGGGCGCGACAUAAGCAAUCUAGUGCAGAUACCGACGACCAAGGGUGUCGACAAUACUGCGGCACUAUAUGAUGUUUGUGCGCCUAUGGUGUUCAGUCCACAUGUUUUUGCGUCGAUUGGUUGCAAAUUACCGGGGGACAUUGAGGUAAAGGAGCUGGGCUGA